Messenger RNA from Penicillium brevicompactum, 1626 nucleotides. RefSeq lists its product as uncharacterized. Bases 1 to 1626 code for a protein of 541 amino acids. NCBI's taxonomy places the organism in Eukaryota, Fungi, Ascomycota, Eurotiomycetes, Eurotiales, Aspergillaceae. Gene Ontology annotation, cellular component: nucleus. The record is from RefSeq and is a predicted model, not a curated record. Gene Ontology annotation, molecular function: RNA polymerase II cis-regulatory region sequence-specific DNA binding; DNA-binding transcription activator activity, RNA polymerase II-specific. The transcript has 4 exons. Gene Ontology annotation, biological process: regulation of transcription by RNA polymerase II.
AUGUUUGAGAACAGACCCAAUACUCAGAAGCCCGACAAGAACCUCAUCAACAAAUUCCAGGAAUCCUUCUCCGACGUGAUCAGGCCAGUCACCAAAUGCAAUCCAGCUACUUACUUAGGCGAUUUGCGAUCCACGCCUUUCAGAGAUGAUCACUUGCUUCCUACGCACGCUGCACCCCAAUCCUUCCACGAUAAUACCUCACGUGGUAUGACACCGGUUUUGCAUGGCCCGGCCGGAGAUCUUCACACACCAACCCUCGGAAGAUAUUUAUUAACACCUAGAACACUGCUUGACCAAUUCCCGGUCACACCCUUGCAUCUACCCAAGGCCGACAUAUCCUACAACAGCUUUGAUCCACAAUGCUUCCCACAAGAACCUCAGAGUGCCGCUUACCCACUCAGUGGAUUUGUUUACUCCACCUUUGCCGAUGAACUUAUGGGCGAACCCGGCGCACAAGAAUAUUCCAAUGAUGUGGGAAUUCAAGGGCAGUUGAUCUCUCAGCUCGUCUCCCCUGGGACCAGUCUCUCGGGAGUUGAAACUGUGGUAGCUCAUGAUACUACCAAUUCUAGAUAUCUGGUGGCCCUGAACACACCCACGGCGAUGAUUCAUGACCCGAAUGAUCCCACAAUUACCUAUCUCAAUAAAGGUCAAACAUACUCUAUAUCGAUCACCGAUCUGAAGUCCCCUCCACUGGCCAAUGGAUUGGUCAAGUAUCGAACGUCAAUACGUGUUUCCUUUCAAGACAAACAUCAAGCAUCAAGGCCCACUUCUUCCUGGCAGCUAUGGAAGGACAUUCGUGGCCAGGAGUCCCAUCGAAAAGAUGGCCUUUUACGCGCAGUGGAGUUUGUUGAUUUGGACCCAGGCAACAAACGACGAACUCAGCUAGAAAGAAUAUCUUUAGAUGGCUUUAGUAUCAUAUGGUAUGCAGAUUCCACCGCACAGGCAUCGGGAUGCUCGAUAGGUGUCAGAUUCAACUUUCUUUCGACGGACUUCAGCCGUUCUAAAGGGGUGAAAGGAGCUUCUCUCAGGCUUUGUGCUAAAACACAAGCCGAUUUAGGCGAUGCCGAACUGAGAUUUUGCCAUGUGAAAUUGUUCCGUGAUCACGGCGCUGAGCGCAAAAUGUUUACGGACGUCUCACAGCUAAAACGUGCAAUUGAGAAACGCCAAAAGCAAGCCGCUGAAAAUGAAAAUUUGGAUUCAAAUGACAGUCUUGGAAAACGAAAACGUGAUGCUCGCUCGGCUGUUGAUACAAGCGGUCCCAGUCUAGACGCUGAAGUGUUGAGAAUGCAAAGUCUAUUCUCCUCCAAUCACCCCGUCAGCACUUUUUGUCUUCCGGGUGAGAAGAAAGAUGAUCCGGAUUUGUUCCCAAUCCACAUAGUGGAUGAGGCGCAAACUCAGCAUCAAGUAGACAAACCGACUCUGCAAACUCUCACCCCUCCAUCAACAUCGAGCAGCAGGUCGAGAAGUCAGACACAUAACUCGGGGGAUCAGCAGCCACGUGAGCCGCCUCUCAAAUCAGAACCACCCGAGUUGAUCGACUGCAAUGAUAACUCUGAAAUCCUCAUGCUAUCUACCCAAAGUGCUGAACCGAUGGAUGUCAAUUCAAGACCUACAGCAGCAGGUUAA